Plodia interpunctella (Indianmeal moth) is the source of this 811-nucleotide messenger RNA. Its product is annotated as gloverin-like. NCBI's taxonomy places the organism in Eukaryota, Metazoa, Arthropoda, Insecta, Lepidoptera, Pyralidae. Bases 99 to 644 code for a protein of 181 amino acids. The record is from RefSeq and is a predicted model, not a curated record. The transcript has a single exon.
UGUAUAAAUACUGGACUGGGGAAGACGAAGGCAUCAGUUCAACAAGUUCACUCCAAGCUUUGAGACUACAAAUCGUUGAAGACCCAGAAAAAAUCAUAAUGAAGGUAGUUUGUGCAUUAUUUUGCUUGGUGGUAGCAGCAGCAGCCCAAGAGUUUAUCCAAACUGAAGAAAUCGACAGCUAUCCAUACUGGUAUCACAACCCAGAACACCUGAGGUAUCGCCGGCAGCUAUCUGCGGACCCUGAGACUGGCGACGUCACCUACAGGCAUAAGGUUGCCGACAACGGGCAUCUCUUUGGCACUCUUGGCUCCAGAGGAGACGCAGCGUUUGGUAAAGCCGGCUACAAACAGAACAUAUUUGAUGACAAUCGCGGCAAGCUAGAUGCGACGGGUUACGGAACCCACGUGAUCAGCCCUUAUGGAUCUUCCAACCACCUCGGUGGUCGUGUGGACUACACCGGCGAUCGUACGAAAGCCUCCGUUGAUGUUAGCCAUCAGAUGCACGGCAUGACGUCUCUGGAGGCCGCGGCUGGAGCAAGAUGGCCGAUCGGCAAGAAUGGAGAUUUCAGCUUGCAAGGGACUUACAACAGAAUGGGCCCCUUCCAGGAUUAUGGAGCAAGAGCAGGUCUGAACUACCGUUUCUAAGCAUUUUCGGUGCAGUAUUAUGUAUUAACAAAAAGUUAUUGAAUAAUUAUUCAUAGUUAUAGAUAUAUACCUAUAUAUACAUACAUACUUAAACUUGUUAAACACGGCGUGACAAAUUAUAUUUUAAGUUUAAAUAAAUUCUCAGUUUCGGAAUAUAUUUCUUUGAU